Messenger RNA from Microthlaspi erraticum, 780 nucleotides. Lineage: Eukaryota; Viridiplantae; Streptophyta; Magnoliopsida; Brassicales; Brassicaceae. The record is from the annotation of a GenBank genome assembly.
AUGGAUUAUAGCCUUCCAACUCCAUUAGAGGGUCUUAAAGAAACAGGACCAACACCUUUCCUAACCAAAACCUACAACAUAGUGGAUGAUUCAAGCACAAACAACAUAGUUUCAUGGAGUAGAGACAAUAACAGCUUUAUUGUCUGGGAACCCGAGACUUUUGCCCUAGUUUGCCUCCCCAUAUACUUUAAGCACAAGAAUUUCUCCAGCUUUGUUAGACAGCUCAAUACUUAUGGGUUCAAGAAGAUUGACACAGAAAGAUGGGAGUUUGCAAAUGUGUAUUUUCUGAGGGGACAAAGACAUCUUCUUAAGAACAUCAGGAGAAGAAAGACAUCAUCUCAAACGCAGUCGCUAGAAGGAGAGAUCCAUGGGAUGAGAAGAGACAGAGUGGCUCUACUAACAGAACUGGUGAGACUCAGACGAAAACAGGAAAGCGUCAGGACAUAUCUUCGUUUGAUGGAAGAGAAAGUGAAACUCACAGAGAUGAAGCAAGAAAUGAUGAUGGAUUCCUUGCUGAAGAAGAUUCAGAAACCAGGGUUUUUGCAGAGCUUAAGGAAACGUAAGCAGCAAGAAAUCGAAAAUCGAGAGCAGAGGCAAGAGAUGAUCUCAAGCCAUCGGGUGAAAGCUGAGCCGGAAGAGUAUGGUGAUGAUAUUAGUGAACAUUUUGGAGGGGUGUUUGGUUAUGGCGAUGAGCUUCACAUAGCUUCAACGGAAGAUCAAGGACAAAAUGGGGUUGAAACGGAGAUGGAUAAUGAAGGGAUUUGGAAUGUUUCGUGUUGA